UCUCCCAGCGAACCGCGCCCACUGAACUCCAGACUCCUCCUCCGGUGUGACUGUACGUGCCCUGCGUCUCUGCGCUCCUCUCUUUCCCCUCAACACCAGACACAUCCAGACCACAGACAUGGCUCCAUAAGGGUGCACAUGGCGGCUUGCAGCCAUGAACCAAAAAAACAAUUCACCAAAAACUACAGAUGCAUCUCCGAUUUGACUGAUUUUCGAUUGAUCAACUUCCACAUCCGCCGCAAUAUUCUUCAGUCCGGUUUUCAGCAUUCGGGAGAGGCUGCUUGCUUGCAACUCUCUCUCACUCUUGUCUCCAUUUCCUCCAGACAAUUUUACGUUCUUGCUCAACCCGAAAUAACAGUAGAUAUCAUAUUGUACAACAACAGUCAUGGGUGUGCAGGGUUUCCAGGAAUACAUAGAGAAGCACUGCCCCAAUGCCGUGGUGCCGGUGGAGCUCCAGAAACUCGCCCGCGGGAGUCUGGUCGGCGGCGGCCGGCAGAGACCCCCUCAAACUCCGCUCCGGCUUCUAGUGGACGCCGAGAACUGCCUGCACCGGCUCUACGGCGGCUUCUACACCGACUGGGUGAGCGGGGGCCAGUGGAACCACAUGCUCGGAUACCUCGCCGCCCUCGCCAAAGCCUGUUUCAACGGCAACAUCGAGCUGCUAGUGUGCUUCAAUGGCGCCCUGGAGAAAGGCCGUCUCCACGAGUGGGUCAAGCGACAGGUGAACGAGAGGCAGACCGCCCAGCAGAUCGUCAGCCACGUCCAGAACAAGGGAACCCCGCCGCCCAAGGUCUGGUUCCUGCCCCCGGUGUGUAUGGCCCACUGCAUCCGCCUGGCGCUCCUCAGGUUCCACAUCGGGGUUGUCCAGACCAUCGAGGAUCAUCACCAGGAAGUGAUUGCCUUAUUUAGAGAAAAUGGGUUCCAUGGCCUGGUUGCCUAUGAUUCUGAUUACGCCCUGUGCAACAUCCCGUACUACUUCAGUGCCCAUGCUCUCAAACUCAGCCGCAACGGCAAAAGCCUCACCACCAGCCAAUACCUGAUGCACGAAGUUGCCAAGCAACUUAAUCUCAAUCCAAAUCGUUUUGUCAUUUUUGCUUCACUUUUAGGGAAUCACAUACUGCCUGAUGAAGACUUGGCUGCCUUUCACUGGAGUUUACUUGGGCCUGAGCACCCUUUAGCAUCCUUGAAGGUCCGUGCCCACCAACUCGUUCUUCCUCCAUGUGAUGUUGUCAUAAGAGCCGUGGCAGACUAUGUCCGCAACCUACAAGAUGUCCAUGACCUGGAAGCUAUUGCUAAAGACAUAUUCAAGCACUCCCAGUCUCGAACUGAUGACAAAGUUGUCCGUUUCAAAAAAGCAGUGGAGUAUUACGUCACCUCCAGCAAGCCCCCUCACUUUCCCCCUUAUUUAGUCAGACCAAAUCAGAUGGGAUUGCCAGCAGCACCGCAGAUGCUUAACAUUCCAGGCAAACCUGGGGUCCAGCAUGACUAUUCCGGCCCUCCGUUGGCCGAGCCUGUCCAUGAGGCGGACCCGUCAGCUAAAGGGCUCCUAGAACAGAACAGCUACAGCAACAUUCCUAAUGACGGGAAGCAGCACACGCCGCUCUACGAGAGGUUGUCCCCCAUCAACCCGGCUCACGGCGGCAACUCCAACCACACAGACCCAGCCUUCUUCAUCACCUCGUCCACAUCCUCAUCCUCUGAGAAUGAAGAAAACACAGGCUCCACUGCCAACCACGUAAGUGACCAUAAGGGAUGGGACAAACAGAGAAACCAGAUGGACAACAUCCCAGAAGGAGACCAUGGGGACCAAAAUAAAUCUGAUCCUUCUGUGACCUCCCCUGUAAACCAAGGCCCUGAGGGGAAAGGUCACGUAGGGGUCAAUGCCCAAAUUCCAUCCCUCCUUUCUAUGCCAACAAGAAAUCACAUGGAUAUUACCACUCCCCCUUUACCAGUGGUGGCACCAGAGGUGCUACGAGUCGCUGAGCACAGACACAAAAAGGGCCUCAUGUACCCAUAUAUUUACCAUGUGCUUACCAAGGGUGAGAUUAAGUUAUCUGUCACCAUAGAGGAUGAAGCUAACAAAGACCUGCCCUCUGCGGUGCAGCUGUACCGGCCAGUACGUCAAUAUGUUUACGGGGUGCUCUUCAGCCUGGCCGAGGCCAAAAAGAAGGCAGAGAGACUCGCCAUGUGGAGAAAUCGCUUCCCCGAUUAUCCAACAGUGAUUAUAAAAGAAUGGGCUGCUUACAAAGGCAAAUCUCCACACACCCCUGAACUGGUGGAAGCUCUUCCCUUCCGGGAGUGGACCUGCCCAAACCUGAAGAAACUCUGGCUGGGCAAGGCAGUGGAGGACAAGAACCGGAGGAUGAGGGCUUUCUUGGCCUGCAUGAGGUCAGACACUCCAGCUAUGCUGAACCCUGCCAAUGUCCCCACACCUCUUAUGGUGCUGUGUUGCGUGCUACGGUUUAUAUUACAAUGGCCAGGAGUAAGAAUUUUGCGUCGUAAUGAACUUGACGCUUUCCUAGCUCAAGCACUUUCUCCUAAACUUUAUGAGCCUGACCAGCUGCAGGACCUGAAGAUUGAUAACCUGGAUCCACGCGGCGUUCAGCUGGCUGCUCUUUUCAUGAGCGGCAUGGAUAUGGCGCUGUUUGCCAAUGACGUGUGCGGGCAGCCCAUUCCCUGGGAACACUGCUGUCCGUGGAUGUAUUUUGACGGCAAGCUGCUACAGAGUAAACUCAUCCGGGCCAGCAGGGACAAGGCCCCACUUAUUGACCUCUGCGAUGGUCAGACUGAGCUAGUUUCCAAGGUGGAGAAGAUGCGUCAGAGUAUCCUGGAAGGUCUGAACUUCUCUCGGCCACCCCAGCCGAUCGCAUUCCCCCCUCCACCUCCACACGCAAUGCCUUUCUACCCCCCCAACAGCACCUUCUACCCUCCACCUCCUCUGCCCCCACUGCAGGGUAGAGGCAGGGGCAUGCCUGUGGGGCUUCAAGCCAUCCCCUCACAGGGUGGUAAGCUUGAGAUUGCAGGCACAGUGGUGGGUCAAUGGGCUGGUAGUCGUCGUGGAAGAGGAAGAGCCUCGUUUCCCAUACAGGUGGUGUCAGUUGGUGGACCAACCAGAGGUCGUCCAAGAGGUGUGAUUUCUACUCCUGUUAUAAGGACCUUUGGUCGAGGAACCAAAUACCACACUAGAGGGUUCAAGAGUCAGGGAACAUACCAGAGCAAGCCUGCAUAUGCUGCCUCAACCAAUGAAGUGAUAAAAGACAGAAUGGAGCCGAAGUUGGUGACCAAAACACCGCAUCUGCCCUUAGAAGGGUCCACAGCAGCAGAGAACGGCUUGGUGGAGGGUAAAGAGGCAGACCAGCUCAAUGGGAACGAAGGGGAAAGUAGGGCUACAAACCAACCUGAAAGUGCCUUUAGCAAUGAAUCUAAGAUGUGCAAUACUAAUCCUCAUUUAAAUGCACUAAAUGAAGAUGGCGAGGGCUGCAGAGAUGAAGCUCUGGGCGCCGCUGUCUUAAAAACAGAAGAGUAAACCUAUUUUUAUAGAGAGGGUGAAGGUUGAUGGAAGGUUACGUGUUAAGGAAUAUCUGGAAGGAUGGAAGACCUACAGUUGGUGUACAUUUUUUCCUCUCCGAAAGCGAUAAAUGAGGACUUACGAAUUUUUGAAAUCCCUCUUCGACAUCAGCGAGUUAAACCAAUCACAAAGUAAUGAUGAGGAAACCUCUCGGUAAAACAUAAAUAUACAAGUCAUAUAGAGAAUCGUACCAGUUUAAUGAUGAAAGACGGUGUUCUCCCUCGUCAAUGAUAUUACGUGUUUCAAAACUGGUUACAUGAAAUGAUUUUACUUUCUCGAUGAAAUGCAGAAAUCUAAAUACCGAUUUUCAUUUGCCAGUCUUUUAGUUUUAGUAAGUUGAGAUUCAAGGACCAUAUAUAUAUUUGCCAUUGUAAUUGAGUUUGUAUUGUCACAGUAAAUGCUUUUUUAUUGUUUGAAAACGUAAAACUCACGAUUUGAAAGACAAAACCAAGAACGCAUUUCUCACGUGUCGUCACUGUGAGUUUACUUGUGUUUUAAAUGUGCGGUUGUUUUGACAUUGAGUAACUAGUAUUACUGCUGCAUCUUAAGUUCUGAUGAUUUUAAUAUGCCAUACAUUAGCGAUUAUAGGUAAUGUCAAGAAAUGGUUAGACAGAUCUCACGAGUUGCAAAUUAGCUCUUGAAAAACACCAAUGUCUCUUUCCGUGUCAGAAAAUGCCAUGCAUCAGUGGUUUGUUGAAUCAAACGUAGCACAUUAGUAAAACUGUCUCAGCUAAACUUUCUGCAUGGCUCACGAUUAAAAGAAAAAACAAACAAACAAAAUGGUGUGUAGUUAUAAUGCAUGUUGUCCUAUUUCUUCCUUCAUUACAAAUACCGUGCCCAUCUGCAAAAUUUAAAAAAGCUGAUAAUCAGUAAUAGUCCUAUAAAAGGUGUUAAUGAUUAGUCAGUAACUGAUUUGCGCUAACCUUAAGUUUAUUAUUUCUGUGAUUUAUUGACCUCUGUUGUAUUUACUCCAACAUUAUUUAGCCACUUUAAAUAUUGUUAAUCCUGGUGUACUCAUCACUGUAUACAUUAUUGUUCUCUGUUGCUGUUUUCCGUAUUCAUACUAGAUAAAAAAAUCGUUAAAAAAAUGGCUUCGAUCUUAAAUUCUCCCCCCUUUUCUUAGCUCAGAACAAGUUUUGCGAAACGUUUGACCCUCCCAUUUGAGAAUUUAGCCUAAGCAAGUACACUUGUAAUCAUUUUGAUGUUUACUUUAGUGUUUUCAGAAUUUAUAAACGUACUUCUAAAUGAGAAUCAUUACUUCUCCAUCUAAUCCUGAUGCUUUUUAUUGCACAUUAGUGAUCAGAAAUAUGGUGUAUUCCCCUCAGUCCCCUGCCGCAAGUCUAAGUAGGUUACCUUGACGUAAGUUGAUCGGAGUUUCUUCCUAACUUAUGGCUUGUAAAAGAAUGAACUACUGUUGGGUUUGAGUGACUGUUGAUGGUUUGUGGUGUGAUGUAUUUGAAAGAAAAAGAAUGCAACUUACAAUGCUUAAUAAAAGUCUU
Messenger RNA from Sinocyclocheilus rhinocerous, 5067 nucleotides. Its product is annotated as constitutive coactivator of PPAR-gamma-like protein 1 homolog. The transcript has 17 exons. NCBI's taxonomy places the organism in Eukaryota, Metazoa, Chordata, Actinopteri, Cypriniformes, Cyprinidae. The record is from RefSeq and is a predicted model, not a curated record. Gene Ontology annotation, cellular component: nucleus. Bases 386 to 3526 code for a protein of 1046 amino acids.